AUGCAACUGGCAGCUCCAUCAGAAAACCAAUUCUUUAGCGAUGAGGUUGCGGCUCAGACUGACUUUGAUGUAGAAAACAUCAAUGACAUAUGCUACCAAGCAUCUCUAAGUGAGCCUCAACUGUCCUUCUCCGUGGAUGAAGUAAAAGCUGCAGUCAAGGAACUAAACACAGGCAAAGCACAGGACGGAGCCAACCUACAAGUCGAACAUUUUCUCUACGGAGGUGAAGGCGCAUACAAAAUAACGGCACAGCUCCUCAAUGCAAUUGCUACCCAUAGAAAGAUACCCCUCUGUAUGAAGCAGGGUAUUCUCUCGCCAAUCUACAAGAGAAAAGGCGACAAGAAGAACUCUGUAAACUACAGAGGGAUUACAAUAAUGCCUGUUCUAUACAAGAUCAUUGAAGUUUUGCUCCGAAAACAUCUGAAGGAAAUAACGGACCCCAUCCAAAGUAGACUACAAAGAGGCUUCACUGCAAAUGCGUCUCCUCUACACUGUGCUCUCCUGGUGCAAGAAGCUCUGCUCGCGACCAAGUCCAGUAAACAAGAUUUAUUCACUGCCUUUCUUGAUGCCAUGUCUGCCUGA
This is a messenger RNA of Pecten maximus, 582 nucleotides long. RefSeq lists its product as uncharacterized. The record is from RefSeq and is a predicted model, not a curated record. The coding region runs from base 1 to 582 and encodes 193 amino acids. Lineage: Eukaryota; Metazoa; Mollusca; Bivalvia; Pectinida; Pectinidae. The transcript has a single exon.